Molecule: messenger RNA, 2770 nt
Organism: Mobula hypostoma (lesser devil ray)
Lineage: Eukaryota; Metazoa; Chordata; Chondrichthyes; Myliobatiformes; Myliobatidae
Product: occludin-like
Exons: 9
Coding region: 194-1744 (516 amino acids)
Biological process (GO): bicellular tight junction assembly
Cellular component (GO): bicellular tight junction; apical plasma membrane; cytoplasmic vesicle
Source: RefSeq, a predicted model, not a curated record
UAAGCGACUGAAGGGAGUCUGUCUGUGUAUGUCCACAUGCCGAGGUGACGGAGGAGCUUCCCGGGGCGCCACCAUCAGUGCCAUCACCUGCUCACCUCAGCAACCGCGCCCCGGCCGGCCACAGCACCGGUGAUUGACGUGCACUCGAGCAAACGUUUUGAAGCGCAGUCCCAGCAGUUCCACAGCCCGAAACAUGUCGAGUCGCGUGAUGGACAGCCCACCCCCCUACCAGCCGGGCAGCGAGUACGGCCGUGGUUCAGUCUAUGCCCCGAGUAAGGACAUGUACGAUGGAGACCUGCGAUCACAACCGGCAGGUUCCUACUAUCCAGAUGAAACGCAGCAUUUCUACAAGUGGUCUUCUCCUCCUGGAAUUAUCAAAAUCCUAGCAGUGCUCAUUGUUGUGAUGAGCAUCGGCAUCUUUGCUUGUGUGGCAUCCACUCUCCCCUGGGACAUGGACUACUACGGAGGAGGGAUGGGUGUCGGAAACGGCAUGGGAUAUGGGGGUUAUGGAGGUUAUGGGGGAGUUGGCACUGGCUAUGGAUCUGGUACAGGCUACGGAUACGGAGGUGGAGUCGGGGCAUAUGGAUACGGAGGCGGCUACACUGAUCCGCGGGCGGCGAAAGGUUUCAUGAUUGCAUUAGCAGCCGUCUCCUUCAUAGCACUGCUCGUUGUCUUCAUUAUCCUCGUUUCUAGGGCCAGUCUUUCAAGAACAAGGAAGUUUUAUUUAAUUCUGAUCAUUUCGUGUGCAGUCGUCGGCUUCAUAAUGUUUGUGGCGACGAUUGUCUACAUCAUGGGAGUCAAUCCCACUGCGCAGGCUGCCGGAUCAGUAUUCUACAAUCAGUUGCUGACGCUCUGUAAUCAGUUCUACAUCCCAUCCACUACCGGAGUCUUCACUAACCAGUAUCUCUACCACUACUGCGUUGUCGAACCACAGGAGGCCCUUGCAAUCGUCAUGGGAUUCAUGAUUGUAAUAGCUUUGGGUCUGAUCAUCUUUUUUGCAUAUAAAACACGAAGCAAGAUUUCACGAUACGGUAAAGACAACAUCCUGUGGGAUAAGAUUCCCAUGGAAAAUGAGGUGGUUCCAGAUGUCGAGGAGUGGGUGAACAAUGUGUCUGGGGUUCCAGAGGAACUAAUGACAGACGGUUAUUAUAAACCCAAUGGUUCCCUGAAUGAAACAGAGUAUGAGCCCAAUCGAGUACAGCCUGACGGGGCUCCUCGUGUUCUGGAAAGUUCAAUUCCAUUAAUGCAUGAGCAGCCCCCUGUACAUUCAUCCAGCUGGGGCUCCGAUGAAAGCAAGCCGGCCACACAGAGAAAACCACCGAGGAAGAGGAGACCUGGAAGAGCAAAACGACCAGACACUGAUGAGUAUGAAACAGAUUAUACAACUGGUGCAGAAUCCUGCGAUGAACUGGAUGAAGAUGAUUUGGAGAGUCGGUACCCUCCAAUCACUUCAGACCAACAGAGGCAGGAGUAUAAGAGGGAAUUUGACAGUGAUCUGCAACAAUACAAGCGUCUCCAAGGUGAUCUGGAUGAAAUAAAUAAACAGUUCUCCCAGCUGGGCAAGCAGAUUGACGAGAGAGAGGACAGUGAGCAGUACGAGGAUAUUGCUGUUGAAUAUAACAGACUAAAAGAAGUUAAGAAUUCUGCAGAAUAUCGAGAGAAGAAGAAACAUUGCAAGCAACUCAAGACAAAAUUGGCUCAUAUCAAACAGAUGGUCAGUAACUAUGACAACCAGAGGUCCUGAAUGCCAAAUCAUCUGCUCCUCACAGGACAGUAAAGCGAAUGAUUGUUACCACAGUGGGCCAUAUAUGGCAUUUCAUGUGAAAUGUAAAGCCAAGACUCUGCCAGGGAGCAUUCUAUGGUUUCACUCCCUUCAUAGUGCCUUGACAAGAUUUGAAAUUGUAUUUUUCUGCCUUUUAUCGAGUUUUGAUUUUACAAAUUUGUCAUUUGUAUUCUGUUGGAUGAAAAAUAUAUGCAAUGUUUCACAGACAAACAGUACAAAACUUUGAAUUUAACAAACAAGAGCCCUGGGUUUUAUGGUUCUUCAAUUCUUCGCAUUGCUGAAAGCCUGUCAGCUUUAAUAGAGCAGGUUAUUUGCAGGAAAAGUGAUUUUGUUUUGUGUUGUACCGUUAUUUCUUCCAUUGUUGUGAGGGAUUUACUCAAAUUACUUUGAACAUUUACAAACCAGCUUUUAGUGAUACAAAGCCAAUUAAUAGCAUUAAUACUGUUUAUAUAUUAAAAAAAGCUUUCUACAAAUUGAAGUUGUAAAAAGGUAACAUUAUGUAUUAUAAACUGUUUUUAAUAGUUACAGAUGGAUCAGACAAUCGUUCUGUAAUGUAUUGAUCAUUCUGUGUUGAUCAAUCCAAUACACAGGUUGGGUCAGACAACCAUUCUGUGGAUCAAUAAAUGUUGAAGCAGGGUAAUAAUCUGACAUAAUUUUUUAUCAUUUAAUCUAUUCAAUUAUUAUUAGAACUGUUUGAUUAAUGCUUGAUCAAUAACCAGGGAGGAUGUGUUUGCCAUGUCGAUGAGGGGGGCACAGACACAGUGCAACGUUUAUUCUGAUGGUGGAAUAUUACGCCCACUUGCUUUGCACAUUACAUGCAGGGUAUGACACUGUAAACAGAUGCAGCUGAAAUCAUUUUUAAAUUACAGACAAAUGCAGUUUUUUUAUUGAAAUUAAACUUUAUAUUUUAAAGGUCCCUGAUACUAGCAUGUACUGUUACAUUUUUGAAUGUAACCACCUGCUUUUUUUUACAUACAAAUUGCAACA